Acanthoscelides obtectus is the source of this 8513-nucleotide messenger RNA. The record is from the annotation of a GenBank genome assembly. Lineage: Eukaryota; Metazoa; Arthropoda; Insecta; Coleoptera; Chrysomelidae.
GGAGGUUUGUGGAUUUUUUAGUAUAUUUAUAUUCGUUCGUAUCCUCGAGGAACUCUAGGAGUAUGUAAAUGUUGCUUUUCUUUUAGCUUCCCAGACGAUGUUCCGAUCGUCCCCUUAGAAUUCCUGUCGGAUUCGCCGCUGACGGCAGCCGAUCUCUGUUCAGACCUCAGCUUAGGACUUCACGAUUCAGAACCGGACUCGUGGUCGCCGUACGUAGGAAAAGAAGUGUCCAGGAAGUUGAAGGAGAAAGAGAUCAAGAGGCAGGAGCACAUAUACGAGUUCAUACUGACUGAGAAGCAUCAUUGCAUGACGCUGUUGGUCAUGCAGAAGGUGUUUGUGGACGGGUUGCAGAAAUACUUCCAGCUCGGCCCCAACUUGGAGAGAAUGUUUCCAAGGCUGAACGAUCUGAUUGAUCUACACCUCAAGUUACUAUCCAAGCUCCGUCAAAGGCAAAGGGAAAGCCCCAUAGUUUCCUCUCUCGCCGAUAUUCUAUUGGAACAAUUUUCUAACGACCACGCGGAUAAACUUAAAUCAGCCUACGGGGAAUUUUGUAGCAGACAUAGGGACGCCGUAGAAAUCUACAAAUUUUACCUACAAAACGAUCAAAGAUUCGGCGAGUUCGUCAGGCACUGUCAAACUAACCCUUUGUUGAAGAAAAAGGGCAUACCGGAAUGUAUUCUGUUCGUAACCCAAAGGCUGACGAAGUACCCGUUGUUGAUUGAGCCAUUGAUCAAGACCAGCAAAGAGAAUAGACAGGAGCAAGAAGCUUUGCAAAAAGCGUUGUCGUUAGUUAAAGAGAUACUGAUCGAGGUGGACGCCCGGGUAGCUGAGAAGGAAAAGGAGGACAGGAAGUUGCAGAUUUACCAUAGGAUAGAUGCCAAAUCGUGUACCAUGCACAGGGGACACAAAUUCAAGAAGUCGGACAUCCUGCAAGGCAACAGAUCGCUGAAAUUCGAAGGCGUGGCCAUGUUGAUGCAAGGCAGAGGCAAGAUGCAAGUCGUUCUUGUGAUAGUACUUUCGGACGUUCUGUUUUUUCUGCACGAGAAUUCUCAAAAGUACACUUUUUUUACUCCUGACAAUAAGGCCGGCGUGGUAUCUUUGCAAAAACUACUAGUAAGAGAAAAGGCGGGUCAAGAUUCGAGAGGUAUUUAUUUGAUAUCUUCAAAUCCUGCAGACCCGGAAAUGUUCGAGCUUAAAGUACACAAACCAAAGGAUAAACAAGUUUGGAUACAAGCAAUACGGGAGGCUGUGCAAGCAUGUCCUGAGGACGAUGAAGAUCUGAAUAUGAAUGCAGAGGAAAGACAGAACGUGAUGGCUGCAAAGCAGAAUCAAGUUAGGCAUUUAAUAGGUUUAUUGCGGCAGAAGGAUAUAGAACAGGCGUUGCUGUUGGAAGAGAAAAUGUCAUUGCAACUGAAGCUGCUGGCAGCUGCAGGACUCGAACCUCCGUCACCGCCAUCCUAUAGGCAUCUAGUCAGCGAAAAUGCGGAUACGGGACAGAUGUGGAAGGAGGUCUUGACUGCCGUACAGGAGGUGAGCCAAUUGGCUAGCAGCCUGUACACGACCGGCACGAACCUGUCGCGCAGCGUUAGUUCCGCCGGCGAACACCACAGCGAGGCGUACGUGUCGCCGGUGUUGCCGAAACGCGCCGAGACGUUCGGCGGGUUCGACAAUCAGCCAAUCAGAUUGCUCGGGAAGAAGAUGAGCGGCGGCAGCGUCACGCAGCCGCCUACCAGCCAGGGCUCGCUUGCGGAACAGGAGGUUAUGCUCAGGCCGGGCGAUGCGAGGUUGUUUGAACGAUUGCCUUAUAGAAACUGUGUGAUAACCGGAGGGCCUUUGCAAAAUGGCAAUACAACGCUGCUAAAUAGCAGCAAUGAAAACGUGAUACCAGCGCAAUCCCAGCAACAACAAGUUCCUUUGUCCCACCAGCACAUGAGCACCCCGGAUGCUCCUGCGUUGCUAAAUUUGGGAAGAGAACAGCAAUACGCGGCUAUUCAGCUGUCGCAUUACGUUUACACUUUGCUGUGUAUCAUCUCGCAGCUGAUGACCACUAACGAAAGUCUUCAAGCUCAAAUAGUCACCUUGAGAGGAGGUGCAGAUUCAAAGCAAUAUAGGCAUAAUCAGCAACUAGAAGAAUUAAGAAAUUUACAAGACAAACUGAGCGGUGAAAAAGCCGCGUGGGCAGCUAUGCGAGACCAAGAAGCCAAAGAAUUAGAAGAGAAGAAAGCGGAACUAUUAAGAUUGCAGGAACAAAUCCGCGCCGACCAGUCGGACAUAGCCCAGCAACGCGAGCAGCUCUACCGCAAAAUGGAGAUACUGACCAGUCAGGGUCUGCUGAUAUCGCCGAACGUGGCCAUUCCUUUGACAGGAGCAGCGGCUGACGACAGCAGCAAGGAUAACAGUAGCAAGGAGACAUCGACGGAGGAUAGCAGUCCGCAGUCGGACACGUCGUCGACUGCCAGUGGCGGAGGGAAUACGUUGCAGAUGCAGGGUAGCGAGAGGAGAAAAGACGGCAAGUGGUCAAAAGCAGCUUCGACUACGACGCAAAAGGCCCACCUGCCUCUGAACCUGAUCUCGGCGACGAAUCAGCAAAAAGUGCAACAGAACGUGCCGAUCAAACAGCAGAUCCCUCUGAAGUUGGCCUCGAGACUGAGCAGUGGCGAAGCGGCCAAACCCGCUUCCGGACCGCAGCAAAUGUUGCCGUUGAAACUGAGCCAGGAUGAGAAGGUGAGAAGGACUAGUACGUCCGGAUACCAAAGGCUCGCGUCCGAUAACAGUUUCAGUCCUCCUUCCGGUGAAACGACUCCAACGGGUCAGAUGCACGCGCACAGUCGUACCGGUUCAAGUCCAGCCAUGAUGCAAGCGUCGCCACCAAACUCGACAGCUCCGAGUCAAUGUCAGAGCCCUACUAGUGCCAAAGCUUCAAGGACGCACACUUACCCGAAGUUACCGGAUAAGUUCAAGGUGCGUAAUGAUCAGCAGCCUCCCACAGACGAAGAAGUGAUAUACUUCUGACGACUCUCAAGUAGGACGAAACACUUUAUUUAUUCCCUGAUAAAUACGAGGAUGUGAAUGACUUUAAAUAUGCUGUAUGGAACUGUUAUAUUCUUGAAGAUUUUCCACAAUUUAUCUCCUUUAGUGUCUUACACUUAAGUUAAAAGGUUCGCUGUGUUAGAACCUCUAUGUACUAUUUUAUUAUUGUAUGUUGUUCCCGAGGCUGUCCAUCUUUUCUAUUGUUGUGUUGUACUUAGAAAUAUGUCGGUGUUAAAAACGGUUUCAGAAUUUAUAAACCUAAACGUUUAAUUUUGGUAAUACUUUAAAUGAUAAAAGGUUUUCUCUGACCUUCAAAGGUUAUAUGUUUGUAGUCACCGAACGUAAAACGUUCUGCGCUAUCCAUUUUGGGUUUCGAAAAGAUAGAAUCCUGUUAAAAAUGGCCUCGACUUUAAAAUGGUCAGUGCUAAGGUUAACUUCAAGGUCACUGUCAGAAAGCUACGGAAAAAUCCUGUGUUUGGGCAUAAUUUUUUCUGAUUAUAUUUACCGAUUAGAUAUUACACCUUUAAAGUCAAAAUUAUUUGGAAUUCACUAUUAAAAAUGGCUUUGAUUUUGAAAUGGUCUAGAAAGUUAAUGCUAAGGUCAAAUUUAAGGUCACCGUCAGAUAGCUAAGGAACAAUUCUAAGCCUCUGUUUGGGCAGAAUUUCUUUUGAUUAAUAAAAUAGGUACCAUACGAUUCUUUGGGUGAUUUUAAGACAAAAAUUGCAUAUAAACAUAAGCCCAAAAAUUCUUCGUUCUCAAGAUACAGGGUGUUGUAAGUAAGGCUAAGUUAGCUCCUCAAUGUGAUAAACAUCACUGUCAAAUUACAACAAAAUCAGGUAAAGGAUAUUCAAAAUAUUUACGAAAAACCGCUUUUUUAAAUUUUAACACCCUGUAUCUUGAGAACGAAGAAUUUUCCAUGUUUAUAUGAACUUUUUGUCUUAAAACCACCCGAAGAAUCAUCUGUUGAAUUUAUGGUACGUACUUAAUUAAAACCCUGUAUUUACCGAUUAGACUUCGAACUUCAAAGUCAAAAUUAUUCAGAAUUCAAAUAUAAACUUUUCUGCUCUGUCCAUUUCCGACAUUCACAAAUAUAGUCUUUUAAAAAAAUGGACUUGACCUUAGAGUGAUCUUGAAAGUCAAGAUCAAACAAGGUCACGGUCAGAUAGCCAUGGAAAAUCCUAUACCUACGCCUGGGUAGGAUUUGAUUAGUCUCGUGGUUCUCGAAAUUAUUCACCGAAUUCUAACUUUUUGAAUACCCUGUACUUAUUGCUUUACAUUUAAAAAGCUUCUCAAAAUCGUAUUUUAUUUUUGAUACUCGUAAUUUCCAAAUAGAGAGAUGGACAAUCUUGCCAAAAAAUACUUAUUUAUUUAGUUAUAGGUUGCAAUGAUAUUUAUGUGAUUCUUUUUUAUACAAUUUUUAUUUACACAUAUACAUAUUUUAUUCCUACAGGGUUGCGUUGGAAGUAAUGAGAGCAGCUGCCUUGCUGGACGAAAAAAAAUGUUAACCAUUUCGACGUUUUGUUACAUGGUUGAUAUAAAAAAAUCUCAUAAUUCUUUGACGUUUAAUAAAAAAGAUAGCCAGCAAAAUUUUUCGUAUCUCUCGAUGAGGCGCUUGUCAUAUAGGGGUCGAUUUUUGGCUAACGAACUCUAGCCACAACGCAAGAGAUUGUCUCAUUACUUACCAAACGUGCGCUAUACAUUUUUAAAAUUGAUUUUAUACUAUUUUUCCGUAUUUCUUGUGUGGUCUUCCUUUUUAGAAAUCAGUAUUCUCGAAUCAUACUCAAAUCUCAUGACAAUACGAUAUUCCUAGGAUACAACACUUUUCGUCUUUCCAAGAAAAAUUAGCGUGUAGAUAUUAACAUUUUCCUCUGAAGUUCUUGUAUAUAUGAGAAACGUUUAACAAUUUACACAUGAAAUCUUAGACAUGUUGAAUUCGAUGGUUGCCUUUCCGAUUACUUCUUAAAUGUUUUAUAAAUCGUUUUAGCAACGGAACCAACUUAUGUUUCGAUUUAAAUCGGAUUCCAAUGAUAUUUCCAGUAGUUCUAUUGUUUGUUUGCUAUACUUUAGGUUUCAAAAGAGAUGUCUACAGGGUGUCCCAAUAUACAGUAGUACCAGUCUAACGGACAAACAAAGCACUUUUGCAGAGGUAAAUCAUGUCCAAUCGACUUAUUUUGACUCGAAAAAUACCCUGUAUAUCAAUUUUAACCUUCCCAGAAAAAAAGUUUCAAGAAAAAGGCUAGUAAUGCACCUGGUAAUAGAUGGCACUUUGUGCUGUCUUAUUUUGAUAGAAGGUGUAAGGUUCAGAGAGCACAAUAAUGGUGACCUUGACAAUGAACUUCAAGGUCAAGGGAAUACUUUCAAAUAGAACCUCCCUUUUUCACAUCGGAAUUGGAAAAAGAAGCAAAUUUUACGUCCGAUCAUCACCUUGGCUAUGACCUUGACCAUUUUCCUCAAGUUCAUUGCAAGGUUAAAUGGGAACAAUUUGAUCUAGUAAAAAUGUUCGACGGCACGUUUGUGGGGACCUCCCAAAAGUGACCUUGACAAUGACCUUCAAGGUCACGUAAAAAUUGCCAAUCUGAUUUUUAUACUGGGAAUGGAAAAAGUAGGAAAUUUCAGAUAUGACUGUGACCUCAAAGUCAAGGUCGUGUCAAGCUCGAAUAUCACUCAAACGUAAAAUUUCCUGCUUUUCCCAUUUCUAGAAUAAUAUAAGACGUGAAUUUUGUUCUUCUUUUCAAGGGGUUCCAUUUGAAAAUAUUUACUUGACCUUGAAGAUCGUAGUCAAGGUCACCAUCACCCUCCGAAAGCCAAUAACGUUCGUUUGAAACUUUUUUCUAAAAUGCGCAGUUUUCGAAAUAUUUCGUUGGGGAAAUUCAUCUAAAUAUAAAUGCCUGCUUUAUAAUUUUUAUAAAAUUCAAUAUUGAAAAACUUAUGAUUCAGCCUCCUAUUUUUUAAAUUUACUACUGAGAAAAAGGUAAUUCCAAUUCUUCACAAAGGCACAAGUUGGUUCUGAUAUUUGUUGUAUGUUAGAGUAUAUUACUGAAUGGUGAAGUUGGAAUAAGGAAAUCCUAUAUGACCCAAAUUUAGAUGUAGCUCGAAUUAUAGUCGUUUUUUAAUUGAGCCCUUUUUUACUGCUGCUUCUUAGAUUUUGAGUUACUUCAUUGAUUCAACGCCUUUAUGGUAAAACAUUAUUGAAGUUAGUUUUCAGGCCAGGAAAUAGGUAAUUUUUCCCCACAAUAACGUAAAAAAACUACUUUUUAUAGCAAGUUUUAUUCUCUACAUAAAUUGUAGUGUUUUAUACUGUUGGAAUUCUCAGUUCAACCAAGCGAGAAAUAUCAUUAUAUUUACCUUAAAUUUCUCGUAACCUGUUGACUAUAUAAUUUUUAUAGAAGCAAAAUGAUAAAGAAUUUAAUUCCCUACAAAAUUGUCUGAAAUGAGAUGUUUUCUUGAUGUUGUAUAACAUUUACAUCACUAAAAACUUGCACCUGAGAAGUACCGGUCGGAAAAAUCGCUCGAUUUUCGUUUUUUUACGUUUUUGAAGUUCUCUUCAUGUCGAUCGAUACUUCUCGAAUGCUCCCGAUCCUUCUCGAUGAUGCACUCUUGACGCGGCGUAACUCUGGUCGCCAAAACGUCUCAUCGUUAAUCAAGGUCCCACUUACGAGGACGUUGCAAUAUAAAAUCCACCUGUUUCCUGGCCUACUUUGUGAUCGAAGCUAUCAUUUAUUGGGCAUAAAUGUUUAAAGGGUCAUUGCAACAUUACAAGCUGUUGGUUAUUGUCAUUUUAUCCAGUAUUCCUCACUAGUUCAACAAUGUACAUUUCUUGUGAUUCAUCAGGAGGUUAUUUAAAAAAAAGUUCUUUAGGGCAGAAUAUAACUGUUAGGAUUGAACUUCCAUUUCCGAGGUUGAACAAAACUAUUUUUAUAAUGCAUUUAGUUGAAGAGCAUCGCAAUCUCUAGGAUUUCAGAUUAGUGCGAAUAGAAAAAAUAGGCGCACGCCCCUAACACUCAACCUCAAUAAACCCAUGAGUGUAACAGUGCUGAAAGAUUGCUUUGUAAUGUUUUACAAAGUAUACAACAACAAGUAAACAACUUAGCAUAGCAGUAGAAUAUUCUAUGGCACAUCCCGCUGAAUCGGUCUUGUUUGAUCCCAACCAGAGCUCAUCAUGGGCAUUUACCGAGGAUAACUUCUGAGGCGGAAUAAUACGAAGUGAAUCUUGACAUAACGAGCUCAAAGCUAACACAGUAGUAGAUUCGUUUGAAUGACUUACUUAGUUUGCUGUGAAGACAAUCAGUUUCUCCAGAAAGAUCGGAAGAAGACACAAUAUCCAACGUAAAAAUACAAAGAGAUGCACCACUCGCCUGAACAACUACAAUUGCUGAAAGGUUGUUUUGUAAUUAUGUAGUAAGUAUACAGGAUGCGUCUUUAGGCAUACAAAAAGUGUAUCCAAAAAAUGCAUGUUUGGAUCACCGUGUAGUUACGAAUCACCCAGUACAGAUAAGAAUAUUUUCCAGAAAAUAAGAAAUGUCUGGCAUCCCCGGGAUCUUUCAGUUUUAACCAAUUUUUUAUAUAAACUGCAUUUGAACGAUGGGUUAAUUGAGGUAUUCUAUGUGUUAUGGAACGAGAGCCUAAAUGUAAAUGCUGGAACUAUUUUAAGCAGUGUGAAAUAAAACAGCAAUCUCGAAUAUUUUGCCAGGUUAUACUUUAAAAAUCAUGCUGUCCCAUUUUCGUACUUCAUUUUAAGUAGUUUAUUUAUGAAAUUCUGACAGUAUUAAGUUCAUACUGUAGCUUACCUCACAUAGCUUUUAUGUGAAAAAAUCUAAUAAAAAUAUUUUAAUCUACAAACUACCAAUCGGCCAUAGUCAUAAUUUUUCGGAAUCUUGUUAGAGAUCUUUUUCACAAAAAAUGCAUCCGAUUUAUAGUACUUAAGAAACUUGAAACUUGCAAUAAAUAUAUGUACGUCGACUGAAAUAAUGAUAAAAAGUGAAUCGUGUCGUUAUAUAUUUUUCUUUCAAAGCUGAUAUAAUACUGCGUCCUAAGUGGAAACGUUUUUUAUAUUAUUUAAUCUCCGAAUUAUUUAAAUAAUUCUAUUUAAUCAAAACGUUAUUUUCUGUUGAUGUGUUUUUAGUCUAACCAAAUAACACGACUGAAUCAUUUAAUUUUUUCAACUAAAUUGACUUAUGAAAUGAUUGAAACUUUCAGUACCUUAAAGUAGUUUUUGGACAUGUAUUUUUUUGUAUCCAUGAUUGCCAAAAAUAAGUUUUCCGCAUCAAAAAUCUUAUAUGUCCUGUUAUUUGUUGUAUAUAUACAAAAUAGUCUAACAAAAAUCAUUCAAAUAUUAUUCGUUGCAUUCCAUGUAUCCUACUGGGCGAGUAGAUUAAAAAAAAUCAACGAAGGUUUAACUUAUUCAAGAAAUUUUAUGGAUAGAUGUGUUUCUGUCUCUUUUUAUUGGUAUAUUUUCUUAACUAAUCAGUAUGCAUGUAUAUAAG